Condylura cristata (star-nosed mole) is the source of this 3220-nucleotide messenger RNA. RefSeq names its product tubulin, gamma complex associated protein 4 (gene TUBGCP4). The coding region runs from base 246 to 2246 and encodes 666 amino acids. Gene Ontology annotation, biological process: cytoplasmic microtubule organization; mitotic cell cycle; spindle assembly. NCBI's taxonomy places the organism in Eukaryota, Metazoa, Chordata, Mammalia, Eulipotyphla, Talpidae. The record is from RefSeq and is a predicted model, not a curated record. Gene Ontology annotation, molecular function: gamma-tubulin binding; microtubule minus-end binding. The transcript is spliced from 18 exons. Gene Ontology annotation, cellular component: centrosome; gamma-tubulin complex; spindle pole.
CCCGGCGGGAGCUGGCGGGUGGGCCCAGCAGAACACAGCACACUUCCGGGACGCGGCGCGCCGACCCCUUCCCGGCUUCCCGUCCUCUCCUUCUGCCGCACUUGUCUCGGCGCGUACUUCCGAACCAGGCGCGCGACCCAGGAACCAGUACGCCGGUCAAGCAGGGAGCUUUUGCCUCCGCGGUCGCCUGCUGAGGCGCUGGAGGAGGUGGCGACGGGUCUGAGGACUCGAGGUCCACUGUGGGAAUGAUCCACGAACUGCUCCUGGCUCUGAGCGGGUACCCAGGGUCCAUUUUCACCUGGAACAAGCGGAGUGGCCUCCAGGUGUCACAGGACUUUCCAUUUCUCCAUCCCAGUGAAACCAGUGUCCUGAAUCGACUCUGCCGGCUUGGCACAGACUAUAUUCGCUUCACUGAGUUCAUUGAACAAUACACAGGCCAUGUGCAGCAACAGGAUCACCACCCAUCUCAGCAGGGCCAAGGGGGGUUACAUGGAAUCUACCUAAGGGCCUUCUGUACAGGGCUGGAUUCAGUUUUGCAGCCUUAUCGCCAAGCAUUACUUGAUUUGGAACAAGAGUUUCUGGCUGAUCCCCAUCUCACCAUAUCACAUGUCAAUUACUCCUUAGAUCAGUUCCAGCUCCUUUUUCCCUCUGUGAUGGUUGUAGUAGAGCAAAUUAAAAGUCAAAAGAUUCAUGGUUGUCAAAUCCUGGAAACGGUAUACAAACACAGCUGUGGUGGUUUGCCUCCUGUUCGAAGUGCACUAGAAAAAAUUCUGGCCGUGUGUCAUGGGGUCAUGUAUAAGCAGCUUUCAGCCUGGAUGCUACACGGACUUCUCUUGGACCAACAUGAAGAGUUUUUUAUCAAACAGGGUCCAUCUUCUGGUAAUGUUAGUGCCCAGCCAGAAGAGGAUGAGGAGGAUCUGGGCAUUGGGGGACUAACAGGAAAACAAUUGAGAGAACUCCAGGACUUGCGUUUGAUAGAAGAAGAGAACAUGUUGGCACCAUCUCUGAAACAGUUUUCUCUUCGAGUAGAGAUUUUGCCAUCCUACAUUCCAGUGAGGGUUGCUGAAAAAAUCCUAUUUGUUGGAGAAUCUGUCCAGAUGUUUGAGAAUCAAAAUGUAAACCUGACUAGAAAAGGCUCCAUUUUGAAAAACCAAGAGGACACUUUUGCUGCAGAACUGCAUCGUCUCAAGCAGCAGCCACUCUUCAGCCUAGUGGAUUUUGAGCAGGUCGUGGAUCGUAUUCGAAGUACUGUGGCUGAGCAUCUCUGGAAGCUGAUGGUCGAAGAAUCAGAUUUACUGGGUCAGCUGAAGAUUAUAAAAGAUUUUUACCUUUUGGGACGUGGCGAACUGUUUCAGGCCUUCAUUGACACAGCUCAACACAUGUUAAAAACACCACCCACUGCAGUCACUGAACAUGAUGUGAACGUGGCCUUCCAGCAGUCUGCACACAAGGUAUUGCUUGAUGAUGACAACCUUCUACCUCUUUUGCACUUGACAAUUGAGUAUCAUGGAAAGGAGCAUAAAGAUGCUACUCAGGCAAGAGAAGGGCCUUCUCGGGAAACCUCUCCCCGGGAAGCCCCUGCAUCUGGCUGGGCAGCCCUUGGCCUUUCCUACAAAGUGCAAUGGCCACUACACAUCCUCUUCACCCCUGCUGUCCUGGAAAAAUACAAUGUUGUUUUCAAGUACUUACUGAGUGUGCGUCGGGUCCAAGCUGAACUACAGCACUGCUGGGCUCUACAGAUGCAGCGCAAGCACCUCAAGUCCAACCAGACGGACGCAGUCAAGUGGCGCCUACGAAACCACAUGGCGUUCUUAGUGGAUAAUCUUCAGUACUAUCUCCAGGUAGAUGUGCUCGAGUCUCAGUUCUCACAGCUGCUUCAUCAGAUCAAUUCAACACGAGACUUCGAAAGCAUCCGACUGGCUCAUGACCACUUCCUGAGCAAUUUGCUGGCCCAGUCCUUUAUCUUGCUGAAACCUGUAUUUCACUGCCUAAAUGAAAUCCUAGAUCUCUGUCACAGCUUUUGCUCCCUGGUCAGUCAGAACUUGGGACCACUGGAUGAGCGUGGAGCCGCCCAGCUGAGCAUCCUGGUGAAGGGCUUUAGCCGCCAGUCUUCACUCCUCUUCAAGAUUCUCUCCAGUGUUCGGAAUCAUCAGAUAAACUCAGAUUUGGCUCAACUACUAUUACGACUGGAUUAUAACAAAUACUACACCCAGGCUGGAGGAACUCUGGGCAGUUUCGGGAUGUGAAAAUGUAUGGUUCAGAAACCAAGUAACACUCUGACCAUCUCCCCAAGUCUGUUACAGAAGAUUCAGAAUACCCUAUUUCUAGCCACUUGGCAAAUGUCUGCAGAUGUUUUCUCCUUAGAAGCAUUUACUGAGCACCCAUGGGUACAAACCUUUCCCAUCAUUCGCAUGUGGAAAGGGAGUUAACUUGCCCACCAAGAAUGUUGGCUGGCAUCCGUUCUCCCCGCUGACCAUGCAAGAGCCGUUACAUUGAGAACAUUUGUCGGGUAUGUUCAUUCAUUCGUCAGUCUUUUAUGUGCUUGGGUACUGUUCAAGCUGCAGGAGACAAGGCAGUAAACAAUUCAAAUCAGAAAAAUAUUUUGUGGCUCAUGUGAAAAUUAUAAAUAGGUCAAGUGCUAGAUGUUAGUUCAGUGCAAAAAAAGGCACCAGGUAAGAUAGGCUUUUUUUACUUGCCCCACAGACGAUGCCUUCAGAAAGCUGAAAUGAAGAAUAUGCCACAUCUUUAAAACUGAAUCAAGAUUUUUUUAACAAUAAUUUGCAGUUAUUUCAGACUAGUGAAAGGACAGUUCCUGCUAGGGACAAUUUAGUGUAUUUUCUGGCUGUUACUGGCCACAGAGUCUGGUAGAAGAUGUGGAGAUGAAAACCAAAUGCUACGUGCCCUUACUCCUGCAGCUGUCAGCGAAAGAUGUUCCCUUCUCCCUCUGGAGCAGAGGUUAGUAAGCUAUGGGCUGCACCUGUUGAUUGUUUCGCUGAAACACAGUUGUGCUGAUCCACCUUCUUUUUGUUCAUGGCUGCUUUCAUGCUUAGCAGAGCAAAAAUGAGUUAAAUGAUCUACCAAAGGGCCCACAGUGCCUAAGAUAUUUGCCCCGGAUUUAGAGAAUGAGGAACAUCAACAGAGGUGCUGCUAGGGGUACAGGAAAGGAGAAUAGCUUCUAACAACUGUGACAAUAACAGUAAUAAAAUAUAGAACCACUGGC